Exophiala dermatitidis NIH/UT8656 is the source of this 1353-nucleotide messenger RNA. RefSeq lists its product as uncharacterized. Gene Ontology annotation, molecular function: DNA endonuclease activity; flap-structured DNA binding; Y-form DNA binding. The record is from RefSeq and is a predicted model, not a curated record. The transcript has a single exon. The coding region runs from base 1 to 1353 and encodes 450 amino acids. NCBI's taxonomy places the organism in Eukaryota, Fungi, Ascomycota, Eurotiomycetes, Chaetothyriales, Herpotrichiellaceae. Gene Ontology annotation, cellular component: mitochondrion.
AUGAGCCCAGCAGCGGGAGCAAGCCAAUUCCAAUGGCUGAACAAACUGCCCCUGGCCAAACUGCACCGCAUCGCCGUCUCAGUCGGAUCGCCCUGUUCAGGCACAAAAGCGGCCCGCGUGGCUGGGAUUCAACAUGCUAUUAUCAACUCGGGGGUGAUUGGAAAGACUACUGGUACUGACAAGGAGGCGAGACUGGGAGUAGGAACAGUGGGAGCUAGAGCUGGUACGAGAGACUUGAGUCUACUGAGCAUUGAUAUGGGGAUCCGGAAUCUAGCGUUUGCACAUCUCACGGCACCGGCACCGGCACCGACUGAGGCUCAGAGGGAUAGGAAUAUACAGUAUGACUACUACGGCACGCCGACGCUGCGGGAAUGGCGACGACUUGAAGUGGCAUCGGCAUCGGCACCAGAAUCAGCAUGGUCAUCACUACUGCCACUGGUGAAAUCAGACCUUGACUCCGUGUCUGAGGUGGCGGGUGGUUCAAGUUCAAGUUCGAAUUCAUCGCCGGGCUCUGAUGCCAGUGCUGCCAAUGGUGGAAGUGAAGAACCAACAGUUACGGACCCAUCAUCAUCAGAAUCAGAAUCAACACCAUCAAAACCCAGGAAGAAAACCAAAAGCAAAAAAUCAUCAUCAUCGUCGGCACUACCUCCAGAGACCACCUUGACAAAGGAGAAAGAAUCCUUCGAACCAAUCGACUACGCCCACCAUGCCUACCAUCUAAUCACAUCUCUCUUACAAACCUACAAACCCACACACAUCCUGAUCGAGCGACAAAGAUUUCGUUCGGGCGGUCGCGCCGCCGUGCCCGAGUGGACGAUCCGAGUCGGCGUGUUUGAGGGCAUGUUGUAUGCUGUUCUCCGGACUCUUGUGGAGCACGGGAAAGUUGAGGUGCUGGUUGAACCGGUGCAGCCGGGGUUUGUGAAUCGGUAUUGGCUUGAACGGGAAGGCGGCGACAUUGGCAUGACAAUGUCAAUGUCGGCACAGGAGAAGCACGAAGAGCUUGAAUCGGCCGGUAAAGUUGGUCGUCUCAGUGGUCGAGAAACGAAGAGAGCAAAGAUCGAUCUUGUGGGAAGGAUAUUGACGGCGCAAGAAAAAGACACUCCGAUGGUUCUAGUCAACAAGGACUUGGAGGAAGUCACGGCCCAGUUCGUUUCGAUCUGGCAGAAGGACAAAAAGGUGAAGCGGAAAAGUGCAAAGGAUACUACAACUAGUACUGCUAGUAUUUCCAAAUUGGAUGAUCUGGCAGACGCGCUGCUUCAAGGACUGGCGUGGAUUCAUUGGCAGAAUGCAAGACGACGGCUCCACGUUUUGGGACGAGAGGGUGUUGAGGAUGGACUGGGAGCUGAUCGGUAA